UCCUCUCUGACCACGUUUCCUCCACACUAAGUACCCUCCCCUCCCAGUGUUGCUCCAGUAACUUCUUGGUGAGCUCUCCUAAAAGACUUACUGUAAACAGGAUUAGAGAGCAUUAAAAAAUCCUCCUCUCUCUCAAGUGCCAUCUGCCUAUCUACCUGAGCCAGGAGCUGUCCUCUCAGCACCAUGGGAAACACCUCUCCCCGGGCACAGAGGAAAGCGCGAGCCCACAGUGUGACUGUGUCAGCAAAUGGCCACGGAUCUAAGCACAAUCACGGAUUUAACAUGAGCAUCCUCUCGUGGAAAUGUGUUUUCUACCCUGCUGUGUUUGGUUUAAUGGUCAUAUUUCUGGACCUAAAGACAGAUGCAAUGAUGGAAGGUUCCUCUAUGGGAUACCUUGAUCUGCCUUAUACUCAGGAGCCUGUGGUGUUUCCACGCAUCACUCACAUAUCUGAGGUGAAGCCAUCGCGUGAGAGCCACGCGGUUAUCUCUCGACAGAAAAGGAACAUCCUUUUUCCAAGUGGAGUCAAACUGUGUGCGCAAGAGACCGCCGAGCAAGUCAUUGCAAACCAUCUGAGCUACUUUCAUCUCAGAGUGUGCCAGGAGACCAUAUGGGAGGCAUUUAAGAUCUUCUGGGACCGCCUCCCAGAGCAAGAAGAGUACCAAAGCUGGAUGAGUCGAUGUCAGGAGGGCAUAGUCUCUGCACGGGAUAUUGGCAGCUACUUUAGUACGUCAGAGGAGCAUCAGACUCUGGCUAAAAAGAGAAUGUCGCUGCCCAGUUUGAAGAGUGAGCCCACCAGGUCCUGGCAACAUAUGUGCAGCACUCCAACACCAGACAUACCAGAAUCCGUUGAAGCUCCUGAGCUAGAAGACACAGCUGAAAACAAGGAGGAGGAUUCCCCUGCCAUUUCACCAGGAGUAGAGGAGAGUCCUCUUUACAAUGAUAUAACCGUACAACCGCCUACUCCUGCUCCGCUGGAGCAGGUUGUGGAGCUAAGCAUCCUCUUGUCAGGAGAAAUGUACAACGAGAGCCUUGCUGAUCCGGCCAGCCUCCAGUACCAAACACUCAGCCGACAGCUCGCUGAAAAGAUAGAAGACGCUCUGGAGGGGCUUCCUGGAUUUAAAAGUGUGUCUGUAACUGACUUCAGGCCGCAAGAUGACGCAGAGGGGUUUGGUGGUUUGGUGGUGGACUAUGCCGUCACAGUGGUGGUGAAUGGAGCAGGAGUGACCGCUGAACAACUGAACUACCUGACCCUACAGUCGAACCAAGUGGAGAACUCCUAUCGGGAGUUCAAGGAGCACCCCACUGUGGUCCUCACCAUCAGUGAGGACAACAAAAUUUUCAUUGAAGACCUAGAUGACAAAAAGCUGGAGAGUGUGUCUGAGAUUCCUCACUCUAUCAACACUGAAGACGGAGCCAUGAUCAGUGCUGUUGAUAAGCCGCCAGAGGUCCUGACGCUGGAAGAGGACAUCAAAAGUGAAUCUUCAGAAACCAACACAGCGGCAACAAUAGAAAAUAAUGUUAUUGUUCUAGAGGAGAGUGAAGUUGCAUCUCCUGCUCUUGAUCUGACCUUCCGUAUACCUGAAGCUGCCGGGAUUGAGAAGGAGGGUUUGUUGCUGGAGGAUACUGUGCAGAUUUUCUCUGUAGAACCUCCUCCACCUGAAGACCUUCCAGCUGAACUGCCAGGAAGCGUCACACUGCCUGAACCCCCAGUAGAAAUUGAAGCCUCUGGUUCAGUCCCAGAUGUUUUGGAGGGGCUAAUUGAACCAUCUACAAUCACUCCAGAAGAGGAGGAAAUGUCCCUUGGGGAAACUGCUUCAGAGGAAGAGGUGAAAACAGAAGAAAUCACCAUAAAUGCAGAUGUUACAUCUGGAGCUGAGGAAGAGACAUUUGGACCUACAGCUGUACCUAUGGAAGAGGAGAAUCCAGAUGAUGUUGUUGAGAUUAUAGAGGAACUUGAAAUCUUUACUGUCAUAACUGAAACCAAGGAAGAAAAGGGUCUACCUGCCCAAAUACCAAUUCCAGAUGCUGUAGAUAUAACUAGUGAAGCAUCACAGCCAGAGCCACCGAAGAUGAGUCUUCUUCCUGUUGGCGAUAACUCCAUUGAGGGGACAUCAGAAGAGUCUAACCCUGCAGAUAUUUCACCUGCUAAUGAGGAGGCUAACACCCUAAGACCAGAAAAUUCAGCCAUUAAUGUGCUGUCGGCCAGCCCCGAGGAACCUGUAUUUGAAGAGAAUGGCUUGGAAGAAUCAGUAGAAAAUCAGGAUCACGAAAGAAAUGAAGAGGCUCUGUCUGAAGCUCCAGUUGUAGUAGAAGAGCCUCCAGAAACUCCAGAGAUCUCUAGAGAAGAUCUUACAGAUGAUGAAAUCUUACUGGUUAACAAAGAUGUUCCUGAACCACCAGUGACAGAUUCUCUGGGCCCUGCCCAACCAACUGCUCUGUCUCCAGAGAGGGAGUCACCCUUUACCCGUAUCUCUUAUGUAAACCCUGAUUUUGAUGAUGAGCCUGACACAGACAUGCCUUUACUAGUGGAGAUCCAGACUACUGAUGAUGGCUUGGACGAUACCACCACUGGAGACCAUGGUUAUAAUGUGGUUCAGUAUGGUUAUGGUUUGAUUAACCACACAGAGGAGGGCAGCACCGGAUUCCCAAUAGGUGUGGGCCACGGCACAGACCAGGCUAGUAUUGCCAUGCCUGUAAACCCUGGACGAGCACUAAUGGUUUUCUUUAGUCUGAGGGUGACCAACAUGAUCUUCUCAGAGGAUCUCUUUAACAAGAGUUCCCCAGAGUACAAAGCUCUGGAGCAACGCUUCCUCGAGCUGCUUGUGCCCUACCUACAAUCCAACCUCAGUCACUUUGAGAACCUGGAGAUCUUGAACUUCCGAAAUGGGAGCAUUGUAGUCAACAGCCGGAUGAAAUUCGGGAAGCCUGUGGCUCGUGGCGUCACAACAACUGUCUACUUAAUCUUGGAGGACUUUUGUAACACAGCCUACCAGACCAUGAACCUGGCCAUUGACAAGUAUUCACUGGAUGUUGAAUCAGGUGACCAGGCCGAUCCCUGUAAGUUCCAGGCGUGUAACGAGUACGCUGAGUGUAAAGUGAACAAGUGGUCUGGGGAGGCAGAGUGCGUCUGCAAUGCUGGGUAUUUCAGCGUGGAUGGCUUGCCCUGUCAGAGCAUCUGUGAGCUGCAGACUGACUUUUGUCUCAAUGACGGCAAAUGCGACGUCAUCCCUGGCCAGGGAGCCAUCUGCAGGUGUCGCGUCGGGGAGAACUGGUGGUACAGAGGAGAACAUUGCGAGGAGUACGUGUCCGAGCCGCUGGUUGUUGGCAUAGCGAUUGCCUCUGUAGCUGGCUUCCUCUUGGUGGCCUCUGGAGUCAUCUUCUUCCUGGCCAGGACUUUACGGGAUCAGUAUGACAAGGAUGAGUCAGAGGACCCCAUACGGCGAGCAGAGAGUCUCCCAUCUUUAGAGAGGGCGACCAAGUACAACCCCAUGUAUGAGAGUGAAGCGACCACAGGCUACAGUCACUACUACCGCCGCUACCCUGAAGCUCCCGUGUACAGCAGUGCCAGCGCUGAGGCCUCCACUGACUUCAGCAGCGAGGAGAUACGACACAUCUAUGAGAAUAGCGAACUGACUAGGGAGGAAAUCCAAGACAGGAUACGCAUCAUUGAGCUCUACGCUAAGGACCGGCAGUUUGCAGACUUCGUACGGCAGCACCAAGCUGUCCUUGAUACCCAGAGAGAGAGCUCCUCUACACAGAUAUGAAGCCGUCCUGUGAACAGUGAGAAACGCACCUGUGUUUCUCAACGUCAAGCUCCCCGUCAAGACUGUCAUCUUUUCUUUGCCACAAUUCUCAGAGCCUGGAUUGCACUGUUUAAACUGGACUGUCUCACAGCAUACGUCUCUCCACAAAAAGUCUGCGUCCGUCUCUGCCUGUGCGAGGGCAGAGGUGCUGAUGCUUCUUCCUCCGCCCUCAGUGCCUUCUCUUGACUGGGUGAGCUUGUUGUGACAUCAGGGGAUGCGUCUGCUGCUUAUUCAUCGGACAUUUCCCUGCAAGGAAAAGUAGACCGCAUCCUGUUACUUGAAAUUUUGACAGAUGAACUGCACCAAGUAGUAUUUUUAUUUAGUAUGGGCUCUUUUCAUCAUGCCUACCUGUCCAUUCUUAAAAGGGAAGAACAUAAAUACAUGUGAAUAUGUAUGUAUUGUAUGUAUAUAGCUAAACUGAUGUCUGGUAGGGAAGAUGUUUCUCUUUACAGUAGGAAUUCUCAGAGAGAUACUGAGAAAGCAACUUUUUUAGUAAAUGGUGCUAUUUUAAUAUUAAAUGCUCUUUGAAAUGUAGGUCUGCAAUGAUUCGCUUUUACAAUUUAAAAGCAACACCAAUAAACCAAUUAUGUAUAUUUGGAUAUUAUCCUACAUUAAAAGGAUAGUUCAGCAUUUUCAGAUGUACGCUUCUCAGUUUCUGACAGAGUCUGUCAGGCUGGCUUUAACAUAUAAACUCAAGACGAGCGUGUUUUUAUGUAGAUUUUUUUUUAGUUUUAUUUGGGAAAUUUACUUGUCAAAGUGAAACCAGAAAGCAGUGGAAUUCUGAUCAGUCAUUCCUGAAAAAAAGCUAAAAGGCCACAACUACAACUAUGUGUAAAGAUAACAGUAUUAAUCUUUGAAUUCAUUUGUCUUCAGUCCAAUUGCGACAGGUGAAAUAGCUGAAAAAUAGCCACACAGUCUGCCUUCACAAGCAUUUGUGAAAGAAUGGGUCUUUGUAAUGAGUUCUCUGAUUUUGAGGAUAUGAUGCCACCGUACAACAAAUCACUUCAUAAAAUUUCUUCCUACUACAAUCAACUGAAAUUGGUGUAACAAAAACUCCAAACCUCCUCUGUUGUUAACAUCAGCACCGUAACUGUGCGCCAAGAGCUUCGUGUCUUAGGUCUCAUUGGCUGAGCAGGUCGUCCAGAUGUAAUGUGUAGGUGGGCAAGUACUUUUCUACAUAUAGUGUUAUAUAAAUAUUGAAGAUUUGUUACAUCUUUAUAGCUGUCUGUACAAAAAUAUGCUUCACUAUGUGCGUCAAAGAACAAAAACAUAAAAAGAGGGUUUUCACCACUUGAAAAACUUUAUAUGUGGAUUUGCCUUUAGCGGUGCUCCAGACAGAGCCAGGCAAUAAAGUUUCUGCUUAUAUUCAGUUUUUGUACGUUUGGAUGUGCAGAUAUCGACGAGGUAUUCAUCUUCCUUUAAACGUACUCCAGGAACAAUGUAUGUGACAAAAUCAAACUAUUCCUUUAAGGUGGCCAAAAGCAGCGAACUUGUUAAGUGUUAGACUGUUUCUGUUUCUCUUCAUAAAUGACAAACUUUGGUGUUUGUUUAUAGUGUAUGACAAAGCAGACAAGAGUGAAAAAAACGCUGGUGAGGGAAGAAAGGCAGGGAGCAUGAACCUUCUACAGCUCAGAAAUAAGUGAAAACAUGUUUCAGUGGAAAAAUGCUCCAAGGCAAGCGGCCCAGGGAUUUGACCAAAUGGUGUGCUUUCAGAUGUAAAAUGCAAUGCAAACUGGAAGAACAGGAAAAACUAGGAUGAGCGAACUGAUAAACAACAUAUGCUCUUUGGAAAGAUGACCUCAAGCUGUGUCUUCUGCUGAGAGAAGCUGCACGGUUACCAGCGAUUUUUAAAAAAAGUGAUCUGUCCUUUGUCUGCUUAUCUGGCCACGAUACUCCUCUUUAAUCUGAAACCUUCUGACAGACUAAACCCAGUGCUUUCUUUGGCAUUCCCAUCCAUUCCUCCCUGGAUUUGUUGGACUUGACCCUUUUGGUCCUUUUAGAGGACCCUAAUAGCUACAACCCAGUUAGUUUUUAUCGUCAUCCAGUUUAUCCGCUGAUUCUGUUAUAGGAGGCCACAAUAAUAUAAUGUUGGAUAUAAAUAAUGUCCUAGCUUCUUGUUUACAUAACACAUAUCCCGUCCUUUGGUCUUCUGUUAGAGCUCUACACAAGUGAAAAAAACAACACUGGUGGAACGGACUCUUAUGAUAUUGUCAUGCCUUUUGCAACUUAUUUUCAAUUUGUAUAUGUAUGCUUUUUUUUUGUCUGCAUACAGUUUUUACCACCACCAUUUAUAACAUCCGCUACCUGGACAAACAAGCCAAUCAUCACAUACAGUGUCCUGCCAUUAAAAUAGCAGUUGUCCUGUAGGAUGUAAAUUGUGUGUGUUUGCAGUGUUUCAACAUUUUCUUUUUAUACUGAUGACACCAUGUUAACAGUGUUAUCAUGCUGUGCAGCUGUGUAAAGGACUAAUAAGGUGUAACAAGUACAAAAAUAAAAUAUUUUAUUAUAAAAUGAAGAAUCCACUCCUGUGUGAAGAAUCACGAAGCACAUUUACGUUAAAAUUUUAAUUUCCAUUUACCACCAUGGUACUGGACAUU
Messenger RNA from Haplochromis burtoni (Burton's mouthbrooder), 6401 nucleotides. RefSeq names its product interphotoreceptor matrix proteoglycan 2a (gene impg2a). NCBI's taxonomy places the organism in Eukaryota, Metazoa, Chordata, Actinopteri, Cichliformes, Cichlidae. Gene Ontology annotation, molecular function: heparin binding; hyaluronic acid binding. The record is from RefSeq and is a predicted model, not a curated record. Gene Ontology annotation, biological process: visual perception. The transcript has 23 exons. The coding region runs from base 184 to 3765 and encodes 1193 amino acids.